Messenger RNA from Cuscuta europaea, 5464 nucleotides. NCBI's taxonomy places the organism in Eukaryota, Viridiplantae, Streptophyta, Magnoliopsida, Solanales, Convolvulaceae. The record is from the annotation of a GenBank genome assembly.
UCCCAUCCCACACUUCGUUGAUGUUCAUCUCUCUCUGCGCUUUGUUCUUUCUCCCUACAGAAUUGCACAGGCAUAAUUCAGACCUGAGGAAGCCGAGCCUCUCUGGAUCAACUCAUCCACAUCCACUCAUCCACGAACUGUCGAAGUCGAACGCCCUCGCCAAGUCGCCAUCUCCCUUCGCCUCUUCGCCCUCCGCCAGGCGCCAGCACGCAGCACCACAACUCCGCCAGGCGCCAGCACCGCAGCACGCCUCUUCAGUCGUCUCCCACUCACCUCACGCCUGUCUCCCGGUCGCCUGCACUCCGUCACUCACCUUUGACCCUUCGGCCAAUCGGCCCUUCUCAAUUUUCACCUUCCGACCUUCCCUAGUUUCGAUACCGUAUUUUUCCAUCAUUUUAUGCUGAGUGAGCAAGAGGUCAGAUUUUACCUACUGCCUCUGAUAUUUGGUAUGCUCGGUGCAUUUCUGUUAUAGAUAGUUGAGCAGGAAAUGGGUACUUACAGAAACUCUAGGUAGUAUAUGUGUUCUUUUAUUUGAAAUGGCAUCUAAAGGAAGGCUUUUAUUUGAUCUUAAUGAACCUGCUACUGAGGAUGACCGGGAAAAUGGUGGUGUCCCUAGCUCCCAGCCACAGAAAACCGUUCCUUCAUCAAGUAAUCAUAAUUCUGACUUUUUUACAGCAUCUCCUGGUCCUCAAGGGAUAGUUAACAACUGUGCAUUUUCACAUGCAUCUUCACUAUCUGGGUUUCAACCUUUUGUACGUCUAAAAAACUCUGAGGGAACAAAAACUUUUAGUGAACAAAAGAAUAGUAGAGAUACAACAUCAAAUGUAGGUCCAUCAAUGAUAAGUAAUGGCAAGGAACAACAUAAUGUAUCUGGGGAUACGACAUUAAAUGUACAUCCGUCAAUGAUAAGUAGCACUAAUAGUCAGGAUAUGAAGGUUGUGCGCCCUCCAAAUUUGAGCUUUGUAGGUACACGAGUGGUAGAGAAAGAAGAAGGUGAGUGGUCUGAUGUAGAAGAGUCUCGAGAUAUACGCAGAAAUUCUGAUAUGGAAGGGCAUGAUAGUUCUGUUAAGGAUAAAGCUCAAGAAGAGAAUAUUGAGGAUGAUAAGGUGAAAAAAAGUGAAAAUGCUGGUUCUGUAAGGAGUGCAUCUCAAAGCAUGGAAAUAGUGAGAGAUGAAAAUAGCAUUUCUCCUCCUUUAGGUCCAGAUAAAGACACAAAUGAUAGGAAAAGCAAUAGUAGCCGAGAUACUGAGAGCAAUGGGAAAGGAGGAAACUCUGUCGAUAGUCAGGAGGACACAAUGUUAAUGCCAAAGAAAAGAGAAAACCGAGGAGCGGAAGCAAUACAUGCACUGAAGUGUGCAAGUAAUUUCGCAAAGCGUCCGCGGAUUGACCAGCAGAAGGAAGCAAUGCUUGGUAAGAAACGUAGCCGACAGACCAUGUUCCUUGAUCUGGAAGAUAUUAAACAAGCAGCCCCCUUGAAGAGUUCAACUAAACGUCAGAACUUCCCAGCAACCGUUACAACUCGCAUCGUAAAAGAUACUCAGUGUGAUUCUCCUAUUGCUGAUAGGAGUGGGGAAAAGAAGUUGCCUUUUUCCAAGGACAUUAAACAAGUUGAUUCACCAAGUAAUGAAGGAAGUAGUUGUCUAAAACCUAAUGGCUCUAAAUCUGAUGAUUGUAAUGGUGAUAUGCAUAUUGGAUCUUUGAAUUUGCCUAGAAGGAUGAAUAGUUCCACAAAUCUGGUGAAAGAUAUACCAUCCCCUGCAUGUAGACAGAGUUCUUGGAGUCAAGCUUCAGAUCAUAGGCAUAUGCAAACCAAGAGUUCCCUGCUUUCUAGUAGAAAGCUUUCCUUGAAUGAUCAAAACUCCAUGGAUAUGAAAUUGGGAGCAAAAAAGCUUCCUGCAAAGAAGCCACCUGUCUUAACAACCCAAUACCAAGAUACAUCUGUUGAGCGGCUUUUGCGUGAAGUGACAACUGAAAAGAUUUGGCAUCAUUCAGAUAAAACAGAGCUACAGUGUGUUCCUGGCAGCUUUGAGUCUGUGGAAGAGUAUGUUAGUGUGUUUGAACCUUUGCUUUUUGAGGAAUGUCGAGCCCAGCUGUGCAGUACGUUGGAGGAGGUAACAGAAACAGGAUCACAUACCAAAGUUUACAUAAAAAAUGUUGAAAGACGAGAAAGAGGAUGGUAUGAUGUAAUACUAAUUCCUGAGGGUGAGUUCAAAUGGUCAUUCAAAGAGGGAGACGUGGCAGUUCUUUCUACGCCUCGCCCUGGAUCAGUCAACCGAUCAAGGAGAACAUUCGAGGAGGAUGAAGAGCCUGAGAUUAAUGGCCGUGCUGCUGGCACUGUCAGGCGGCAUGUACCGAUUGAUAAAAGGGAUCCUCUUGGGGCAAUCCUUCACAUUUAUGUCGGGGAUUCAUAUGACAUCAGCAAGAUUGAUGAUGAUCAUAUUCUAAGGAAACUACAGCCAAGGGGUGUGUGGUUUUUGACUGUCCUAGGCUCUCUUGCAACCACUCAAAGAGAGUACAUUGCUCUGCAUGCAUUCCGUCGGCUGAACUCACAGAUGCAAAAUGCUAUUCUUCAACCUAGCCCUGAGCAUUUCCCCAAAUACGAGGAACAAACUCCUGCAAUGCCCGACUGUUUCACACCAAAUUUUGUCGAGUAUUUACACAGAACAUUUAAUUCCCCCCAAUUAGCAGCAAUCCAGUGGGCUGCAACACACACAGCUGCGGGGACAAAUGGGAUUGCAAAGAAGCAAGACCCAUGGCCUUUCACCUUGGUACAAGGCCCACCAGGUACAGGCAAGACACACACAGUCUGGGGAAUGCUAAAUGUUAUCCAUCUCGUUCAGUAUCAGCACUACUACACCGCUCUUCUGAAAAAAUUGGCACCAGAGAGCUAUAAGCAGAACAAUGAUAGCAUUAGCUCUGACAGUGUGGCAUCUGGAUCCAUUGAUGAAGUUCUCCUAAACAUGGAUCAGAACCUAUUCCGUACACUCCCUAAACUCUGUCCGAAACCUAGAAUGCUUGUUUGUGCUCCCUCAAAUGCUGCCACCGAUGAGCUGCUUGCCCGUGUCCUUGACCGUGGGUUCAUCGAUGGUGAGAUGAAAGUUUACCGACCUGAUGUGGCGCGAGUUGGGGUGGACUCCCACACCAGGGCUGCACAGGCAGUUUCUGUGGAGCGAAGAACUGAAAUGCUUUUGUCCAAGAGCCGUGAUGAGGUUUUUGGAUGGAUGCAUCAGUUGAAAACCCGUGAAACCCAAUUGUUUCAGCAGAUGGCUUGCCUUCAGAGAGAGCUCAAUGUUGCUGCUUAUGCCGGUAGGGCCCAAGGGUCUGUCGGUGUUGAUCCUGAUCUUCUCAUGGCUAGGGACCAAAACCGGGACUCAUUGCUUCAGAACCUUGCGGCAGUGGUGGAGAACAGAGAUAAAGUGUUGGUCGAGAUGUCACGUCUUUUGAUUCUUGAGGGUAGGUUUCGUGCGGGUAACAACUUCAAUUUGGAGGAAGCUCGGUCCAGUCUUGAAGCCAGCUUUGCGAAUGAGGCUGAGAUUGUUUUCACGACUGUGUCAAGUAGUGGGAGGAAGUUGUUCUCUCGACUCACUCAUGGGUUUGAUAUGGUCGUGAUUGAUGAAGCGGCCCAAGCCAGUGAGGUGGGGGUCCUACCUCCUCUCUCGCUUGGUGCGGCACGUUGCGUGCUGGUUGGGGACCCACAGCAGCUUCCGGCAACUGUUAUCAGCAAAGCAGCUGGGACUUUGAUGUACAGUAGAAGCCUGUUUGAGAGGUUUCAACAAGCAGGCUGUCCGACAAUGCUGUUGUCUGUGCAGUAUAGGAUGCACCCUCAGAUUAGGGAUUUCCCUUCCAAGUAUUUUUAUCAAGGCCGACUCACAGACAGUGAGAGUGUCAUUAAUUUGGCAGAUGAACCUUAUUACAAGGACCCUUUGCUGCGACCUUACAUGUUUUAUGACAUCACACAUGGACGCGAGUCACAUCGAGGCGGGUCCGUCUCGUAUCAGAACACUCACGAGGCACAGUUCUGUGUUAGGCUGUACGAGCAUCUACAGAAAAACUGUAAAGCUUUAGGUGUUGUUGGAAAAGUGUCUGUUGGUAUAAUUACUCCAUACAAGCUGCAACUGAAAUGCCUUCAGAGAGAAUUCGCAGACAUUCUGAGUUCAGAAGAAGGGAAAGAUAUAUACAUCAACACUGUUGAUGCUUUCCAAGGACAGGAACGUGAUGUGAUCAUCAUGUCUUGUGUCCGCGCCUCAAACCAUGGGGUGGGUUUUGUUGCUGAUAUACGGCGGAUGAAUGUGGCCCUCACUCGUGCCCGGAGAGCUCUUUGGGUAAUGGGAAAUGCCAGUGCACUUGUACAAUCCGAAGACUGGGCAGCACUCAUUGCUGAUGCUAAAGCAAGAAAGUGUUACAUGGAUAUGGACUGUUUGCCAAAGGAUUUGCUCACAGCAAAAGCUCCUCCUCCUCCACACGCAGGCUUUGGCUCCAAGGUGGCGAUGUCUUCAGGAAGCAGAGGGCUGAGGAGUGGACCCCACCGUCAUAGGCUGUAUGAUCCACAAAUGGAAUCCAGCAGAUCGGGGACACCUUCCGAGGAGGAUGAGAAGUCAAAUGUUGUGCGAAAUGGGACCCACCAUCACCGGCACCAUAAGCCGCCACAUUUGGAAAAUUCCUCGGCGAAUGAAUACGAUCAUCAAUUUGUAGAUAAUAAUAAAUCUAGAGAUGGUGCUGCUUGGCAAUAUGGCGGUGUACAUAAGAGGCAUAAUGGGCCUGGAUUCGGCAGAAGAAAGUUGUAGUGACAAGUUUCUCAUCUCUCUCUGCAUUGGGAUGGAAGGAACCAUCAUACGAUCCUCUGGUUAUACCACUACUAUCCUGUUGCUCAAGAAGUGUGUUUGAGAGGGGGGUGCCACAACUGAUGUGCAGGGAUGAGGAGUCCUGUGGAAGGAAGAACUGAAGUGCCACAAUGAGGCUGCAAAGUUUUUCAUAGAGAUCUCUCCCUGAGAACAUAUUGGUCACUGGGUCCCAGUAUGCGGAUUUGCAAAAGGAACAAUGCAUGAUGAAAUGAAAUGUGUUCAGAUUUCAGAACGUUGCUCACCCCAAAGAAGACUUUAGGAGGGGGUCUUUGGUGUGCAAAGAACUUGCUCCUCAUGGUGGUUCCUGUGGAUUCCGGAAAUUGGGCGAUGCAGUACUUUUGCUUCCCUCUUGGAUACCAUCAUGCCACGUUGUGGCUUUUUGUUUGAGGAUGUGAGGGCGUGGAAGUCUGGGUCCUUUCUCUCUUUGUAGAAAUUGGGGACCGUUGUACAGACAUGUUUUUGGUUGGAUAUGGAUAUAUACUGGAAAAUGGAAAUGUUGUAGUUGAAAGGGAUGGUAACUUGUGAUCUCAACUUCUGUACAUAUUCAGUUUCUUCUUUAAACAGAAAUUCUUUUUACUUUCUCAAAAUAAAGUUCAUUGCGCAGUUUGUGCUUUUUUUCGUUA